Cimex lectularius (bed bug) is the source of this 842-nucleotide messenger RNA. It is a transcript of the gene CNPYb, whose product is annotated as protein canopy 4. Lineage: Eukaryota; Metazoa; Arthropoda; Insecta; Hemiptera; Cimicidae. The record is from RefSeq and is a predicted model, not a curated record. The transcript is spliced from 7 exons. The coding region runs from base 138 to 827 and encodes 229 amino acids. Gene Ontology annotation, molecular function: signaling receptor binding. Gene Ontology annotation, cellular component: endomembrane system.
AAGAACUCAUGUCGAAACCUACUCACCGGUUAAAAUGUAAACUGUGCUAUAUUGUAAUCCCCUUAAACACAAGAUUUAAUUAAAUUUAUAAAUUUAAUUUAUAUGUAAUUAUUGUAAAUAUACGAUUAAUAAACACGAUGAUGUACAGAGGGCCAAAAAUGCUUAUUUUAAUGAUUUUAUUUACCAUCCUAACUCUACUCAAGUCGGACGAAAUAGAGGAAAAAGAGGGUGUUAAAUAUGCGAAUAAGUGCGAAGUAUGCAAAAUAUUGGCUGUCGAGUUGGAAAGCCGUCUCGAGGAAACCGGCAAGACGUCGGAAGUUAUCGAAAUCGGAUACUCCGUAGAGAUGCCGAAGAGGAAAACCCAAUAUAGGAAAUCCGAGUUGAGGCUUCUUGAGUCGCUCGAAGGAGUUUGCGACCGCAUCCUGGAAUACAACAUACACAAAGAACGGCAGGACAGCACUAGGUUCGCCAAGGGGAUGAGUCAAACCUUCAAAACACUGCACGGUUUAGCGGAUAAAGGAGUUAAAGUUGAAUUGGGAAUUCCAAGAGAACUUUGGGACAAGCCUUCUGCCGAGAUUACAAAUAUGAAGGCUCAAUGUGAAACAUAUUUGGAAAAUUACGAAUCGGACAUUGAAAAUUGGUACUUCAACGAUCAGGAGAAGGUGUCGUUGAAAACAUAUUUAUGUGAGGAAAGGGUGUUAAAAGGUACAGACAGCUCUUGCCUACAAGAGACGUUGGUUGAAAACAAUAAGAAAAAAGGCGAUAAAGGUGGUGUCUUUAUCUCUUUUAAACCAUUUACAGUUACUUUAUGCGGAAAAAACAAAUAAACUUAAUUUAGUGCA